UACUUUUUCUCGAGUUGAAGGUCAUGUUUAUGUUUAGUCGGCGGUUUGUUUCUCCUUAUCAUUGUUUUCUCUUGGAAUUUGGACAUGGAAUAUAUUAUAUAUCUUAUGGAACAGACUCCGCACUUGGGGACCGGCGAAAAACGCAGGAUGACUGUCGGCAGAGCGCUCAACCAAGGCCGAGGUAAGGUUAAAAGAUUGAAAAUUUCGUAGGCCUUGCUAAAGAAAUUAAAUUCUCGACUGCGUGGUUUUUAAGUUACAAAGUUCUAGGAAUUCGCGAAACGACAAUGUAUAGUUUCCACCUUUUUGAAAUAAUCAAUUUUAUCAAACAGAAUAUGUUGACACAUUUUCAGGCCUAGGGUUUUAUGGUUAGGUGUCAAAGCUUUUUUACAUAUGAGUAAAUUGUACUUCGACUCUUCUCUUCUCUCCUCUUAUUUUUAUUUUUGAAUAUAGAAGUGUAUAACUCCGUAAGACCACUGUAUAUAGCUUUUGUGUUUUCAGAAAUGUUGUUGCCAAUUUGUGUGAUGCAUAAGUAAGCAGAAAUGAUAUGCAUCUUGUGAAUGAUUCAUGCGGCCUUAGGGUUAGGGACCUGUUCACAUGGAGGUAGGUGGGGUAACCCACCUGUCCGUAUAAUCUUCCAUUAAUUUUCAAUUUGAUCACGUUUACAUGGUAGGUUGGGUGACCCACUGUGGGUUACCUCACCUAUUUAGGGUCCCCCACCUCCAUGUAAACAGGCCCUUAGAGACAACGUCUGUUUAAAACCACACACAAAAUGUUCAGUGAGCAUUGUAUGAAAAUUUAAUUUAUUAUAGAACUCAACAAUAAGGCCAUGCACACUGUACAUGACAAAGAAAUGCACAAAAGGAAACAAGGAUUCUUGCAAGUGAAUAUGUUUUGGUUUCAGAGUUAUGCAUGACACACUAUGAUGCUCAUGACAUGUUAUUUCUAUAUGUCUAUCUUUGUUCUGUCCACACAUAUCCAGAUAUUUUUGAAGGCAGAGAUUAUUUUCUCCAUUUUUAAACAAAAUUUGAAUCAUUUUCACCUGUCCAUAUGAAAAUGCUAAACAAUGGAAGUACGACACCACCCUUUUCAGGGCAUGCAUAGUGCUAGUAGUAUAUGAUGGAUGAUAUUAUAAUAUUUCAUUCGAAAACCUGCAUUUUCGUCAGUCUACAUGUAAACGAGAAGCCAUCAUUUUCAAAAAUUACCACUCAGGGGACUUGCAUUGAAAACCCGUCUUUUGGUGCCCGAAAACACCAUUUACAUGUGGAUAAAAGGCUAAAACUGGUGAAAAAAUCUCUGUUUUCACAAAUAACCGGAUAAGUGGGACAGGGCCUUAGCUUCGGACAUCCAAAAGAAGAACACAACAAAAUCUAAACCACAAUAAUAAACUUUUUUUGCUAACCAUUAGGUCAUUCUUACUGUUUUGAUAAUAUUAUAAUAUUCAGCGUCUUAGGUGUUAACUCAAUACUCAGGGAUUUCCAGUGAGCUUGGAUAUCAUUUUAAAUGUCCAUCCUUUUUGUUAUAGAAAGUGUAAAAAGCUUAGUAGUGUGUCAAUACAAUGCCAACUUAACAAGACUGUAUCAUUAAAAAUUUUACUCUGAGGCCAAGUUCAUACAUCAAGCUUCCGCUGUGUCAAAGACAAUAAUAAUUUGUAAUUAUUGGGUUCAACACAAGCAUAACAGAAGACGACAGGAGAAUGACUUCAAGUCAGCUGUGAAUGAAACCAAAAAUAAUUACAUUUCUGAAAACUAAUAUCAAAAUUUAUGAAUUUAGUUUGACAUGGUAGAAGCACAAUGUUUGAAUCACUACCAUGCCAAAAACAUGUAGCAUGGCAGACCUUGUUGAACUUAAAUGCCUGCCGAACUAACUUAAAAAAGUGUGAUUCAAACAUUGUGCUUCUGGCAUGCUUUUGUCAAACCAAGUUCAGCAUGGCAGAAGCACAACGUAUGAACUGGGCCUGACAGACUCUCUGUUGCCAUUCCAUUGCACUGUGAAAACUGGGAUAAAUAUGACUUCUCUCUCUGAAUAAUAAUAAUUAUAUAUUACUGAUUUACUCUUUUUAUCUCGAAGUAUGAAAAGAGAUACAGGAGAAAUAUAUUUAAAUACUUUAAGUUUUUACUGUAUUGAUCUUGGUAUAAGAAAACAAGAAAUCAGUUCUCUCUUUUUAGGCUAACUUUUAAACGAAAUUGAAAUCUUGACAAACUAUAAGUUGUAACAAACCAUACAUAUACAACCAAAACAAUAAAAUAUAAUAGCUGCCUCUUCUGCCAAUAAGCCUACUUACAUAGCCAGCUCUAAAGCGUGUUUCCAAAAAAUAAUAUCCGUACUCUUCCAGCGACCCAAGGAUCAUCAGGGCUGUGCUCUAGCAGAGCCCACUAGUCCCUUGCACCCAACUUUUGUUCUCAGGUGACUAGGAAAUCUUAAUUUUUUCAUACAUGUACUAAUCAGAUGCUGGGCACUCUAGAUUUUACAGGUUCAGAGCACUGGGACCCCUUCAAUUUGCCUUAGAGUACAAUCCUUGCCAUUGUAAAUUACAUUGGGAGUGAGAUAAAAGUAUGAACCUAAACUGGCAUUUCCAGGCAGGUAGGCAUUUGAAACCAAUACUCAGUCCACGAGAAGAGUAGGAUAUUUUUGAAGCUACACAAUUAAUUUGGGGUGCUACCCCAGCUACACAUUGUGGGAUUUAAAGCAUUUGUUACCAUUAAAUUUGCUAUACAACAUUAAACCAAUUUAUAAGUUCUGAUGGUUCACAAAAACUGUCACCAUGUGAGCUACAUGUGCAUGUACUCUGUGUUCUCAAUUCUUUGCAGUUAAUAAUUGUACAUCACUGAACCAAGCAGUUUUCCUUCUUCUUCUUUGACUUCUGCUUUUUGGCUGCAUCAGUUGUCUUAACUAUUUGAGGCUGGGGCCUUUCAUAAAACCCAUCCUCGGUAUAAGCAAUUCUUGGGCGCCGCACAGGCUUUGAUUUGGUCUUAUCAACUGGGUUAGCAAAAGGAUCUUCCCAAGGUAACUGUGGUGAUUUUGGUUUGCUUUGAUGGCUCCCUCUCUUUUUAGGCUCCUUUGGUGUAGAGCUACUCCUAUUCAUUGUGUGUUCUCUUCUUGCUGGUAUGUAGGUGCCAGAAGAAGUUCUUCGGUGUGUACGGCGAGGAGGAGGUGGUAACACAUUUGGCCUCCAUGUCAGACUUUCCAAAGACCGUGAUAAUGGCCUGGAGUUUUCACCUUCACUAAAAUAGCAUUUUGAGUUAAUAAAAUCCUCAGUGUCUAUGUCAUAGUAUUUUAUUUGUCUGACUUUUGUACGAUGACCUGAAUUUCUAGAUGUUCUUGAACAGUAAUCUGAUGCAUAUCCUGAGGUGUGCUUAUCUUUCACCUUCUCAUGCUUCCGUGCCUUAUGCGAGUCUCUACUGACUGAUGACGCUUCUGUGCUGUAGUUGCUAUCUCUCUCUAUAGUUCCAUAGUUGCUAUCCUUUGUUGACUCAGAGUCUAUAGGAGUUGCUCUUAUAAAGUCGCAGUCAUUUAUACUUUCAUACAUUUGAGCUCUAUAUGCUCUUUCUACGUGGUCAACUGUUUGUCUACCCCUGGAAAUGUCCUGAAAAUUCUCUCCCCUGCAAAAUCGUUCAUUGUCAAGGUAAAAACCACCAUAAUUGCCUCCUUGGGCACUCACACUGUCAAACACAUCUGUUGAAUAUCCUGAAGAUUCAAUAGCACCGAACAUAGUUCGGGAGAAUCUCGCAUGAGAAAUUCCAACAGAAGCAUCAUCAAGACAUUGUCUUUGAAAAUUUCCAACCCUGUGAUGUGACAGAAUGCCUGAAUAUCGUUCCACACUGUCACCGUCAGUGCUUGGUUCAUAGGGAGCACUCAAUCUGCCUGAUGCAGAAGGAGUGCUUGAGGUUACACAGUCAGACUCUAGAGUUCCCAGGUCAGAUGUGCAUUCCUGAGAACUGUAAUAUUUUACCACAUCAACAUCAGGCUGCAGAUGGGAAAAAGGCUCAUGUUCUUGGUAGGUGACAGGCAUUCCACGACUACACUCUGGGGAACAAUAGAUCUCUCCAUUCUUUGGUAGGAACGGCUGUCCGAGAAGGGGUUUGCGGCACGUGUAACAACAGUAACAACUCUCUGUUGCAUGCCAGUGCUGUCCAUUGUGUUCCAUUUGACUUGCAUCAGGAUCAAUUGGCUCACCGCAAGCAUCGCAAAACUCUGCAUACAUUGACUUGAAACAGUGGCAACAAAAUGGAUUUCCUUCUUUCAUAAUAUAACGCAUGCCUCCAAGUGGACAGUCACAUUCAAAACAACAGAAAUGGUUCACAUGCCAGCAUCUGUCUUCUGCUUCUGUGCACUGUUCAGCAAAGAUGAUCUGGCGAAAUACAGCAAAAUCAAGGAAAGGUUAGCUCAAUUUAUAGCCUGCGUAGCUGGCUGUAUUAGUGGGAGUGCUGUAGUUUUUUGGCGGUGGAGCUGCGUAAAGAUUAGGAGCAAGUCAAAUUGAAAUCCUGCCUGCCCUAAUUCUUGGGUAUUUUGAAUAGUCCAACAACCAGGCAUAUGGGAGUUUCUGAUUGGCUGAGAGGCGAUAACAUGUUGAUCAAAUGCUAAUGUAAAUCUUUAGUUUCUCCCAAGGAAAUGUUAGUGGGUUCACAUACUAGUAGACUGAGCAAGUUAACAGGCUCCACUCCACAAUAAGAUCUGUACUGGUUUAAAGAAAUCCUUGAAAGACAUUGUUUCAGGGAAAUAGAUCUCAAAAUUUAAGACACGCCUUCUGCCAUCCUUUAUUCAGAAAGAGCUGAAACUAAUCUCAUUUUACGACAGGAAAUUGGCUACCGCUUUAUGAAAAAAGCAUUUCAGACAAUUAUUGCCUUUUGUCAGGCAGUGAAAACUCCUUGAAGUUUAAUCUGUUUGGUAAGAGUUUGCUCUACCAAAUGUGACUGCAAAUCCAUCCGUGUGGAAAGUUAUUCCUUGCAAUAAAGGAAUACCAAAGGACAGUGUAUGCUGAUUUUAUGUAGAUCACCCAUCAAUAGAGACAUGUACAGCUGCAUGUAGAUAGUCAAUAGGGCUUCAAAAGCAAUAUUAGAUGAUGGAAAAACUAAAAUGUCAUUGAUGCUAUAUAACAUUAAAAGGGAAAUCAAUUGACCUGGUCACGUUUUGUUAGCAAAGCGUAGAACGGUAAUUUUUGGAAUUUCCGGUGAGAUAAAAUCAGAACUUAAGUCAUGUUAUACAGUAUCAACAGGAAACUGUGACAUUGCUUCGCUAGAGUGAUUCUUAUUCAAAAGUCAAUUGAAUGCACUACCUCAUCACAUGCCGCACAUCUGGGCCUUAAGGUUUCUGCAUGGUGUCUUCCACAAAAAAUCCUCCCAUCCUUGUAACAGUAAAUUAAAUCCACCAGAAGCUCUUUGCAUACACAACAGACAAAGCAAGCAGCAUGCCAGCUUGUGUUCUGACCAGCUCUUGGAGCAAAGACAGCCAUGGACCCAGGACAGACACGAUCACCACACUGCAAGAAAGCAUUCACAUUAAUAACCUGUUACUAACAUCACAUUCAUAUCUGGUUCUCUUAAACCAACUACUUUUGAUCACUAGUCGAAUAAUGUGUCCAAAGCCCAAAUGCUCAAAACCUGUGAAAUCCAGGGUGCACAGCAUAUGAUUUCUAUGAAAAAACUAAGAUUUCCAACAGCUGCAGUCACCCAAGAGCAAAAGAAGGCAUCAGGUGCCAGUGGGUGCCAUGAGAGCACUGCCCUGGUGUCUGUUAAUUUGGAAGUAAUUUUUAUUUCACUAAUAUAUUCUUCAUGACUAAAACUUCUUUAUGUAUUAUCCCUUUAAGCCCCAGUAUCCACAUACAAAUUCUCCAGACUGAUUUCUGUAUAUUAAAUUAUCAAAGCAGUUUCCCUUUGUUGCUCAUUUUACUAAUUCUUGUAGCCUUUUCUCUUGAUUCUGUAUUGAAAUUGUUUGGAGAAAAAUGAUUUUGGUCACUCUUAGGUCUUACAGGGUUAAAAGUGACUGUUCACAAGAGUUACAGAACAUAGAAACUGAGAAGUAGUUUUUCUGCAAAUGUGUUCCAACUCCACUUGUUGAAAUGAUGACAAAUAAGACACAUUGUUCAAUUACAUCUGAAAAAAGCUUAAUUACUUUGUACCCUUUUGAACAACAGAGUAAAAGGUUUCAAAAGCGUGCAAAAAGCAAUUGGGGGAAACUGAAAUUGCCAGGAAACUUUCAGUUUUGUAUUGCACAGCAUGAAUCAAAUCAUGUCCAUCAAAAAUGUGAAUUUUUAAAUACAUUUUUUGCUCCUCAAUAUAACUCUACUGUCACGGUUGCCUGAUUUCAGCAGAACUAAGUUAAUUCUUUUUGUAUUUCACAUUACCCUCUACAAUACAUUCUCUCAAAUUUAAAACAAAGUGAAGUGUUAUUAAAGAACAGGUGGUCAAAGGGGUGAUUUUUUUUAACACAAGAUUUGUCUGAUUUCACAAUGCUGAGAAAAUAAUUUUCUGCAGAUGUGUUUCUCCCCAAAGAUAUAAAAUAACAUAUUUAUCCUGAUACAACAAUGCAUAAUUUACGGGUCAGAGAAAAAAGGACAAUUCUUACACAUUCUUACCUCUCGACAACUGUAACCUUCGGAAACAUCUGGUAUCUGUUUCACCAGCCCUCGGUCUAAUGCAUCCCGUUUCCUUAGAGCGACAAAGAUCCGUAGUUCUCUCUUUUCCUCAUCUGUCAGGCCAUUACAGAACCUUGCCUCGCUAUCAUAUGGUGGAAGUUGUACAAUAAUCUGUUUGUUACGGUAUCUUUCCCCAUGGCUGUCUACAUAGGGCACCUUUUCCUCUGGAAGUGAACUCAUGUAAGCGUGUACCUACAGUGACAAGGAGGCAGGAAACAUGUGACAAAACUGUCUGACUGUUCUUUCAGUGUGCUUAAAUUGCUUGAGCUGAAAACAAACUAUGUUAUAUGGUUUGGCUGCUUUUCAUUCAUCCAUGUCCAAACUGAACCAAAUUCUAUUGAUUGGCUUAUGCCCUUCUACGUAUAAGAGUAAAAAACCACAAAGACACAUUUGGCAGUUCUAAGGAAAUUAAGCGCACGUUUUUAAGUUGCAAAGCAAUACACGCACACUAUCUAAUGUCACUAAAUCAAUAUAAAUAGUAAUAUUAGUUUUACCAGAACUGAACCUCUAUUUCAAAGUUUCCUUGGCUAAAGAGUGCUACUUAAAUAGAAUAUUAGUCGCAUAGACUCCAUAAGUCAGGUGAUCUGAUUUAAUCUGUGAAUCACAGUCAAAUGAAAGACAAACAACAGUAUAAGUUGAAGAUACUUUUUUACGAGAACUUAGGCGAAAACUCUCAUUUUAAUUUUAUCACUGUAUCUUGUUCAAGACAAUUAACUUUCAUUAAUCGGCCCUGGUGUAAUUUACACAAUAUACAUGUAUGCUACAUACCAUGUUUUAUAUUGGUCAUCAUGCAAACAUUUGGGGUUGAUGUUGUUAAUUUUAAAGUAAAAUCUUGAUUGGCUCAUUAAGAAACGCUGCUUAGGAUUUUUUGUGGUAUUAUUAAGUGGCACAUUUUGCAGCUCACUGAUACCACAAAAAAUCCUAAGCAGCGUUUCUUAAUGAGCCAAACAAGAUUUUCCUUUAAAAUUACCGGUGACAACAUCAAACCCAAAUGUUUGCGUGAUGAACAUUGAAGAGAUUUAGACUUACAGUGUAAAACUGCAUCCCUCUUCCUUAAAAAUACUCUACUGGCCUAGAAUUUUCCUAUGGUUUUUAACCUGUACAUGUAUCUUGGAAAAUUUGCUUGGGCAUGGUUCAUUAAGAAUUUUCUUGCCUUGUAUGAAAGGUUUCAAAUUAUUACGUAUUUUCAUGGAUUUUAUUUCAUGAAACAACAAUAGAAAUGCUCUCUUUAGUCCAUACAUCUACAGUACAGCAGAUUGUAACUCGUACAUGUGACAUUGCCUCUCAAAUAAUAAACUUUUGAAAAGAAUGCUGCAGUGGAUAUGUUUGGUUUUGAUCUGAAAGGCUAUUCUCACUUUUAAAUGGUGAUAAUGUACAGUGCCUCUUAAACAAAAAUCUUUUAAAGGAAUGCUGCAGUGAAUAUGUUUGUUAUGAUCUGAAAGGAGCUUCUUAAAAGGCGAUAAUAAUGUACAGAUUCUAUAAGACCCUAUGAUUGAAAACCUUUUUUAAGACUAAAUAUUUUUGUAGAUGGAACUUAAAACUUUUGUGAAUGGAAGGGAAAAUCAUACAAUUAAAAAAAUGUUUGUCGUCUUUGCCUACCUGCUCAGCAGUUAGCCCAGGUGGUACCCAGGCAUAUUCGUCUAAAGCACAACCACUGUCAUCGUCACUUGGAAAACCAGAAUAGUUUGAGUCUCCUAAAAACACACUUCGACCUGCCCUAGCAUCAUCCAAAAUGAUGUUGUGAUCUUCCCGUGGGCAUUUGCAGUGCUGACAAAUUUUUCUGCAAUUUACAUGUAAAAGUUGAUUGUCAAUACAUGAUUAAAACAAAAAAUGGUGACAAUUUAAACAAAAAGAAAGAAAGAAAAUUAAAAUUGAUUCAUUAUGGCUCCUUUGUUUUGAAGUGGUCUUCUGCAAAUGUACAUUUAACAUCAAAACAGUGAUUAAAACACUUGCUUUGUUGCCCUACCUCUCAGAAUUGCAAGUCUGCAACUCAGUUCAAGCUUUAUGGAGAUUGUCUUUAAAUGUUUUAUUUCUGAAAAUUUAUUCUUAUAAAAAUAGAGGCGACAAAUAUAGACAUAGAAAUGUCUAUCAAUCUAAGGUUGCCAGCUCAGCAGCUUUUUGCCAAUUAGCAAUAUUGCUUGACACAUAACAUGAAAAUAACAAAAAGAGACUCAUUCACUCAAUCUAAACAAUAUCAAUUUUUUUUCAUCAAUAAUGUAACAUCUUUACAUAUUUCAAAUGAAUAAAAGAAAACUUUCUACAUUUAUAAAGUCAGAAUGAUUUUUUAAAGCACUAUUUCUUUAUGUUCUGGAGAGGAGUAAAACUAAUACAAAACAUAUGUUGAUCAACUCGUGACAUUAGCUUUCCUGUAGGAAAUGUACUGAAUUGAUUAAGAUGACAAGGUUGGACUUGCCCAAGAAAAAUGCAAAUUAAAUUUAACUCUCUCACUGUCCACAAAGCUAGACAUGUCACAAUCGUGUUGUCACACUAAAAUCUCCUUUGCACCUGUAUUUACACAAGGCUAUGAGUUGUUUCAUUUUAACAGAACAAUGUUUCCUUCCACCUCUACAGGGUGUAAAUAUUAUGCAAAACAGUAGCUGUUGUGUUGUAUUGUUAUUCUAAUUACCAGCUUAUCUCAUCUAGACUCUUCUCCCAGUCUAAAAUGUUCCAAAAAUAGUAGAUGUUUAAGGCUGUAUUCAGUAUCCAUGAGUUACUACCCGACAUUCUCAAAAGUAAUUAGAACUACAGUCAUGCAAUGUGCUUAUGCCUGAACUCUGAAUUAGCAGACAUACAAAAUCUUUUGAGCUUUGCCUUUCUGAUACACAGGGGGUACCUGCCAGUAGUCUCAUGCAGUGAACAUAACUUGUUGAUCAAUUUUCAAUUUAUUGAUCCAAAAGGGAAUUUGAGUUUGCUGUGUACUGGGUAUUGUUACAAUAAAAUGCUUCACAAAGGUGCAUCAAAAAUCAAAGCAUUUUAUGUUCAUUUUAACCAGUACCACUUUUACCUUAUUUACAGCCCUGUUUUAAACUUCCUGGCUGCAAGCAAGACUAAAAAAUGAUACUGUCAAUUCUAUAGAUGCAAAAAAAUUACCACCAUGGUUACUACCGGUUGACAAACAGUCAGGGAAAAGUCAGAAUUUUUUCAAGUCAGGGAAAAGUAUCUAUUUAGGCAGGGAAUUUAAGUUUUUUUUUUUUUUUUUUCAGGGAAAGGCCAAGGAAUUUUGAAACCAGACGUCUGAAGCAACCAUGUUACACACAAGGAAAAAACUAUGGAAUG
Messenger RNA from Porites lobata, 9907 nucleotides. The record is from the annotation of a GenBank genome assembly. Lineage: Eukaryota; Metazoa; Cnidaria; Anthozoa; Scleractinia; Poritidae.